GCAGAUGAAAACAAACUAAACUCCAGCUCAUGGGAGGAUACAUUGACAGAGCCACAAGAACAGCAUCCACAGUCGCAGUCACAGUUGCCGUUGCAGUCACACUCGGAGUCACUGUCAGUGGCACAGGCACAGCAUCAGACAUCGUCGUUCAUCACAGCGCCAGGUCAGGGGGUUGGCAGCCAGAAGGCGAGCUUGACCACAGCGCAGCUGCAGAGCGCGUUUAGCCGGCGCAUUGCGGAGCAGCAGCAGCAGCGGGCAAAGGGCGGCCAGAUCAGCCAGCAGGCAGACAGCGCCACAAUUGCCGGCGGAAGCUUCAGCGCCAACGGUGGCCAGGCUGCCGUUGGUGUUGGUGUCGUUGGUGUCGGUGUUGGCAGCAGCGCGAGCAGCAGCAGCGAGCGGGACACCAAGUCGCCGGGACGCGAGCGACGCGAGCCGCCCACAGCGAGCCACUCCGACGAGGAGAACUUCACCGAGGAGGAGCAGACCAGCAGCAGCGUGAGUUCAUUAAGCGCCGGCAACCAACGCAAUUCGCAAUUGCGUUCCACCUUCAACAAGGCCAAGCAGCAUUUGUCGUUUGACAAAUGGCGCACGGCCGCCUCGGCGAGCUCCUCUAGCGCCACUCCGAACUCGCUCAGCGGCCAGCCGCAGUGCAGCCAGAGCGUCGGCCCGAACAGCAGCCGCGACAGCAACAUGAUUAUGCGACGGGCCAGCGCCUGCACGAUGCCCACCGGCUCGGGGGCGGCAGGCGGGGUGUCCCAGCGCGAGGAUAAUACGGCGCCCGGUGAAUCGCCGGGCGGACGGCUGUCGCGCUGGUUCUCCAUACGGCGCGGCUCCUCGCACCAGUACGAUGUGGGCGGGCGCGACGGGCGCCAGCUGACCGGCUCCAGCUUCGAUAUGCCGGAUGCCUCGGCCUCGGCCGCAGCCGCACCGAAGCCGACGGCAGCGAACGCGACGCUGGACGCCGCCUCGCCACAGAAGCUGGCCAAUUUGGGCGCCAGCAAGAUGAUGCCGGGCGUGCCCGAGUACGAGGACGACGAGAACUCGGCGCCGGAGAACAAUCGCUUCGACAUGGACCUGAUGAUACCGCCGGGCAGCCGGGCCAACGGCACCGCCCGCACCACCCACAGCCGACUCAUAGUGCCAAUGCUGCCACCGGCACCGCCCGGCCUCUCCCAGCAGCAGCUCAAGCGGCGCCACAUCGUGGCCGCCAUCGUGCACAGCGAGAACUCCUACGUGGCCACGCUGCAACGUCUAGUCAAUGAUUACAAGAAGCCGCUGGAGGAGUGCAGUCCACCGGUACUGAAUCCGGUCAAGAUCGCAACGCUGUUCCACUGCUUGCCGGACAUUCUGCACUCGCACAAGCUGUUCCGCAUCUCGUUGGCUGAGUGCGUGCGCAACUGGGAUCGCGACGAGAAGAUCGGCGACUGCUUCGUCAGUGCCUUCGGCAAGCCGCAGCUGCUGGAGAUCUACUCGGGCUUCAUCAACAACUUUUCGGCGGCCAUGGAGCUGGCCAAGAUGGAGGAGAAGCGCAAGUCGGCGCUGGCCGACUUCUUCAAGGUCAAGCAGAUCAGCGCCCACGAUCGCCUAUCCUUCUUCGGGCUGAUGGUGAAGCCCGUGCAGCGUUUUCCCCAGUUCAUACUGUUUCUGCAGGACCUGCUCAAGUACACGCCGCAGGGCCACCACGACCGCAUGUCCCUGCAGCUGGCGCUCUCCCAGCUGGAGCUGCUCGCCGAGCUGCUGAACGAGAGCAAGCGCGUGGCGGAGCAGUACCAGGCCUUCAAGGAGAUGCUCGGCCACAUUAGCGGCACGUUCAACACGCGCUCCCUCAACAGCGUCAGCGACAGCUGCGGCAACCGGGCGCGCUAUCUGCUGCGCGAGGACAAUGUCACCCACAUGGAGUUCAACCAGGCCGGCUUCAUUGUCAAGUGCAAGCAGCGACGCCUCCUGCUGCUCAACGACAAGGUCAUCUGCGUGUCCGUGGCGCCUAAGCAGUCGCACGACUUCGGCGCCACCGAGAAGCUCACCUUCAAGUGGAUGUUUCCGGUCAACGACGUCGAGAUUGUGGACAACAGCGCAUCGGCAACACUCUCGAGGAUACUAACAGCAGGCCUAAAUCGGGGCGGCAGUCUCAAGUCGAACGGCAGCAGCGGCAACGCCAACAGUGCCGGCGGCUACGCCAAUGCAACACUCGGCGGUCACGGCCAUGGCCAGGCUGGGCUGGCUGGCUUGGGCUCCCCGUUCGCCGCCGUGGAUGCGCACAGCUCGCCAGCCGCGCAGCUCACGAACGGAGCGGAUAAUCUGUGCAACGAGAUGAGCACCCUGAUGUACGACUACGAGGUCAUAUCACGCAUACACGACCUGGUCGGCACCCUGAAGGGCAGCUACAAAGAGCUGAACUUGAACACCACACGCAACGUGCUUAACACCAUCCAGGGCUCCAUACAGCGCAAGGACGAGGAGAUGGCCUGGGUGGACUCCUGCUGCCUGCAGCUGAUUGGCCGCCACAAGUCAGGCAAGGAGGAGACCUUCACUUUCCAAACUCAGACGCCGAAUGUGAAGAAGGAAUGGAUAACCGAACUGAGACUCGCCCAGCUGGCGCUCGAUCCGAACAACUCGCCCGCCUGGGAGCGCUCAGUCUCCCAGCCCCACCAUGCACACACACAUCACCAACAUGCCAAUGCCUCACAGUCGCCCGGUAGUCCUCAGGCCACCCUGCACACCUACGAGCAGCAGCAGCUGCAGGAAGCUGUGCAGCAGAAACAGUCGCGCAAGAUGCCACUAUUUGUCAAGGCGAUGCCCGUCUACCGAUCACAGCAUCAAACGGAGGUGCGCUGUGGAUGCUAUUACAGCAUCGCCAAUGACACUAAGCAGAGCGGCAACGCGCGACGCCGGCACAAGCAGCUGAACUAUCUCUGGAUGUGCAGCAGCGAUGGCACUUCGUCACACAUCACCGUGCUGGCCCAGCACCCGCAGCAGGCGGGCAAUUUGCGGGAGGCGGGCUCCUUUGACUUGGUGGAGACGCAGGUCUCGGCAAUGGAGUUCGUGAAGGGCCUGGACCAGUGCCGCACGCGCGAGGAGCACAGCAGCCUGCUGGGCGACCUCGUCUGGCUCGGCACGGACAGCCGCAAGCUGCUCAUUUACUCGGCGCGCAAUCCCGAGCAGGAGGAGCAGCUGGGCAGCUAUGCGGUGCCGGGCGCCGUGCAGCGCAUUCUGUACCACUUCGAUGCCGUCUACGUGUCGCUCUCCAACGCGACCGUCUUGAUCUACAGGCGCGCCCACGACGGCGUCUGGCAGCUGCGCGACCCGCAGCAUGUCUCGCUCGGCGACUCUGGCAUGCCCGUGCCCAGCAUGCUGCCCAUCAACAUGAACAUCUACGCCUCGUGCGGCAAUAGGGUCUACGUGCUGAACGCCCUCAACGGCGAGCUGCAGCGCAGCUUCGAGGUGCAGCACGGCGCCAGCCAGCAGGUGAAUCUGAUGGCGCACUCGGGCAUCGGCCUCUGGAUUUCGCUGAAGAACUCGACAAUGCUCUGCCUCUACCACACGGAGACCUUCAAGCACUUGCAGGACAUCAACAUUGCGUCCAGCGUGCUGCGCUACGAUGCCAAAAAGGAGCAGCCGCUGAACAACAGCUCCAUCUACGUGACGGCUCUGAUGGCCUGCAAGGGCCUGCUGUGGGUGGGCACGAAUGUGGGCAUCGCUGUCACCAUACCGCUGCCCCGGCUGGAGGGCGUGCCCAUCAUCAGUGGCGGCAUCAAUAUGUCCUGCCACGCCCACUUUGGCCCGAUCACCUUCCUCCUGCCGCUGAUACCGAAAGUCUAUCCGACCUACAAGCCGAUGGCCGGCGCCACGGUGUCAGCUCCGCUGGUGCCCACCGUGCCGAGCAUGGGCGAGGACCUGCAGCUGCCCGCCAUCGAUGCGGAUCCCAAGAAGCUAACCGAAACGGACCUGGAGGAGAGCACAGUCAUCCUGCGCCGCGAUCUGCCCAAAGAGGAGCUUGGCUCUACUUCGAACUCUCAGGCUGGCGCUAGCUCCGGCCCGACGACUCCUGCCGCUUCCUUGCUGCGGGAACCGAGCGUCGAGGCAGCAGCGGACUCCAACGUGGCAACGAGCAGCCUCUCGGCCGCCUCUUCGCCGCGCUGCUCCAAGCUGGACAAGCAGCACUCACUGGACCAAAGCUUCACCGCCAAGAUACGCGCCUCGCUCGCCAACUCGCCCGCAUUCCAUCGCAAACGCUUUCGGGACCUGGGCGCUGGCAGCGGCAGCGGCAGCGGCAGUGCUGAUGCAACUUCUCGCAUGUCCAAGACGUUGCCGCGCGGCCUUGGAUCUGCUGCAGCGGCAGCAGCCAACGGAGCCGGAGGACUGCAUUCAGGCGCGGGCGCGCUGUCGCAGCACGGGGAGCACGGCUACUGCGACGUGUACGGGCUGUACGGCAAGCUGAUCUUCGUGAAGGAGAACUACGAUGCCGAGGAGGGCACGCAGGGCAACCUGAUGGACAUGAUGUACGAGGGCAUGCGACGCUCCGAUCCGGAGCUGGCCGCCAUACCCGGCAAGGUGUGCACCCUGGACAGGCGUCUGCGCAUGAAGGCCUCGCGUCCGCGCUCGCUAGACCUCUCCAACUGGUCGGUGGACUCGAAGUCGUCCAGCCUGUACACAUCGUCAGGCAGCGAAGAGAGCAUGGGCAUCCGGCUGUUUGGCGGACGCUCGGUCUCGCGCAACAGCAGCAGCGCCAGCCACAAGACCUCCGGCACGGGCAGCGACCUGGGCAACAUCUCGGAGAACGGCCUGAUGACCACCGCCGACAUACACCAUCAGCACCAGUCGAACAGCGCGCCCAAGUCCGAGGACGGCUUCAAGCACAUGCAGGCGGCCGCCGCCUCGGACAAGCAGGCAGCACCGGCCGCAGUUGCCACACUGAAGCGCAAGCAGAAGCAGAACUCGAAGCAGCAGCAGCAGCAGAACGCGGACGGGCCACGCACAGUGAUCACCCUGAUGGGCGGGCGCGGCUACUGGCGGCAUGUCUGGUACAACAGCAGCGGCAGCUCGCCCGGCCAGAAGGGUGGCUCCGGUGUUUGCGGCACGGCUGGUGGCGCUGGCUCGGGCUCUGGCGGCGGCGGCAGCUCCGGCAGCUUCUCGCCGCUGACCGCCAACUCCAACGAUGCGCAUAUCGUGGUGUGGGAGAAGAAGUUAUAAUCUCAGGAGUUGAUGUGCUGCUGCACUCUGCAGCAGCACCCCCACCAGCACCAUCCGCCCCUGACGGACCUCUGGCGGCGCGUGGCCGAGCAGCGUCGCAGCCGUGUCCGGUUCCGUGGCACGUUCACGCAACGCGAUCGGGAGCGCGGCAGCCAGGGUCUGGGCAGCGCCACCUGGCGGUCGGAUGGCGAGCGUCUGGCGGCGAGCGGCUCCAGCGGCAUGCUCAGCGCCAGCCUGAAGCGGCUCACCAAGCUGAAGCGCGGCGGCAGCCUGAAGGAGUUCUAAGCGGAGUCAAUCCACAGCUUGUCGCCACAAAGCAUCGUUUGCCAAAUGUAUAUAUCAAUAAUCAUCUCAUGUGUACUUUAUAGUGUAUAGGCUAGGCUUAGACACGAGCUUGGGGCUGGGCAGCUGCCAUGGCUAGCUUGAAGCAUAUACAUAUACAUAUAUAUAUAUAUCUGUUUAUUCACUUUCAUAUAUCGAAUAUAUACAUAUAUGUACUUGGCUAAUCUUUGAGCAAGAAGGAACUGCGCCUUAUUACAAUUUUUUUUUUGCGUCGCUCUAAUAUUUUU
Messenger RNA from Drosophila navojoa, 5759 nucleotides. RefSeq lists its product as uncharacterized. The record is from RefSeq and is a predicted model, not a curated record. Lineage: Eukaryota; Metazoa; Arthropoda; Insecta; Diptera; Drosophilidae. Gene Ontology annotation, molecular function: guanyl-nucleotide exchange factor activity. Gene Ontology annotation, biological process: positive regulation of stress fiber assembly; actin cytoskeleton organization.